This is a messenger RNA of Macrobrachium nipponense, 4707 nucleotides long. RefSeq names its product xylosyl- and glucuronyltransferase LARGE2s-like. Gene Ontology annotation, molecular function: xylosyltransferase activity; glucuronosyltransferase activity. Gene Ontology annotation, biological process: protein O-linked glycosylation via mannose. Gene Ontology annotation, cellular component: Golgi apparatus. Lineage: Eukaryota; Metazoa; Arthropoda; Malacostraca; Decapoda; Palaemonidae. The record is from RefSeq and is a predicted model, not a curated record.
GUCGGGUCUUGAGAAGUUGAGAGUUCAAUUACAGAAGUGACGCGUAAGGCUUAAUCUUGUACAAUACAGGUGUCAUUCUUAUUCGACUGGAUGUCAUGAGGCAGAGGAACUGGUCUCAAAAAUGGAAACUUAUAGCAGAAAGAGACUUAACAACACUUUUCUCCACUCAGCUUGCUGAUCAAGAUAUCAUUAAUGCUGUUAUCAAGCAACAUCCAGAGAUUGUAUAUAAUAUUCCCUGCCAAUGGAAUGUUCAGCUUUCUGAUAACACUCGCUCAGAACUUUGCUAUCUUGAAGUGAUGGAUUUGAAGGCUAUUCAUUGGAAUUCACCCAAAAAAUUAAAGGUGAAAAACAAACACGUUGAGUUCUUUCGAAAUCUUCAUCUUACAUUUUUAGAAUAUGAUGGGAAUUUACUCAGGAAUGAAUUAUUUGGUUGUAAUCAUUCUAGAUCUGCCAGUGCACCAAAUGCAUUAAACCAGUUGAAUGAAGAAGAUGAAUGCUACGAGUUUCGUCGUGCCCGCCACACAAAUUACCGUACUCAUUUAUUUUUCUUGGAUUUUGAGUAUGAUCCCACAAGUGAUGGUUAUGAUGUAACUCUUGUUGCAACGCUAUCUAUGGAUCGAUUGCAAAUGGUAGAACAGUUGCUCACUCACUGGGAUGGUCCAGUGAGCUUGACUUUGUAUAUAUCAGAUGCUGAAGCACAACAGUUCCUGUCAUAUGCACAAAGCUCAGAAAUUAUUGCAAACAGGAAGAAUGUUGCAUAUCAUGUUGUUUAUAAGGAAGGGAAUUUCUACCCAGUAAAUUUCCUACGAAAUGUUGGUUUGCAGCACGUAAACACACCUUAUGUCUUCCUUACUGAUAUAGACUUCCUGCCUAUGUUUGGCCUUUAUGUGUAUUUAAGGAAAACCCUCCAAAAUUUACAUCCAGACGAUAGUAAAAAGGCAUGGAUUGUUCCAGCCUUUGAAACACAGCGUUAUCGUCUAUCCUUCCCUCGGAGCAAGGCUGAAUUGUUGAACAGACUAGAUAUGGGGGAAUUAUUCACAUUCAGGUACCAUGUAUGGACGAAAGGUCAUGCAUCAACUAAUUUUGCUAAGUGGAGAACAGCAACAACACCAUAUAAGGUUCCAUGGGAGCAAGAUUUUGAGCCAUACAUUGUUGUCCGCAAGGAUAUUCCAGAGUAUGAUACUCGCUUUGUUGGGUUUGGCUGGAACAAGGUUUCUCAUAUUAUGGAGCUUCAUGUUAUUGGUUUUGACUUUGUGGUGUUGCCGAAUUCAUUCAUAAUUCACAUGCCCCAUGCUCCAAGCUUGGAUAUAGCAAAGUUUCGCACAUCACCACAGUACAAAAGAUGUGUGAAGAUAUUGAAAAGGGAGUUUGUUGAUGAUCUCAACCAGAAACACAACAGUAACAUCUCUUUACAGUGAAUGGAAACAACAAAAAUUCCGCGAAUAGGCGAAUUUUCUGCAAGUAAUGCGGGGAAACGCUCCAGAGAGAAAUCCGUGAAUGUGUGAGUCCGCGAAUCCAGAGAACGUGAAUACAGGGGGGUCCACUGCAUAGGUUUGAGCACAAUGACCUUUGCACAGUUUGUUUUAUUUUAGUACCUGAAUGUAUAUUUCAGUGAUUCUGAACGAGAAGCCCAGAGUACUAGAAUUAGCUGACUCCUAGAAAUGUUAAUGUUUAUGGAGGGUUCAAGUUUUUAUGUUCCAUAAAUUUCUAGUAUUUAUGGUAGUUGUCAACAUAAAAAGUUUAACAGAACUAGAGAUGCUGUUCAGUACUUAGUAAGUAAGUGCAGUGACCAGAAUGAAAAAUGUCUGCUGAAAUAGCUAUAUCAGAAACAGAAUACGUAGCUCAGUUUAAGUCUUCAGACGGGAGGCCUAUUGAAUACGUAUGAAGUUAAUUUUGUCUUUAAAUCUGAUUCAUGCGUUUCUUUUUUUGUUGAAUAGGAAGGUUUCAUAAAUUGAAUAGGAAGGUUUCAUAAAUUAAAUACUUUUAAUAUUUUUUUAUAAAAAACUUAGCAAUACUUCCAUAUUGUCUAAUACUUCUGAAAAUGAACUACUUACAAUAUCAGAACAUGAGACUCUAUGAAAAGGUGCAAAUAAAUUUAAAAAGUAAUUGUAUCACAUCCUAAUAUUGAUAGUAAGAGGAGAGUAUUUUAAUAAUAAUGAGUGGUUGGUAUUUUAAGGUUUUCUUUUAUAUCAUUAUUGAUAAAAAAAAAGUGGGGGAAUAAAGCCAUACAGUAGUUGAAGUAAAGUAAUGUGCCUAAGUGAGCUAUCAAAAAGGAAGAGGAUACCAUAGUUUUCAAUUCUUGAUUUGUUCUUUAGUGCUUAAUUUACUUUUAGUAUGUCUUCUCAGCCUGCUCUUACAAGCACUUGUGUUGGUAUUUGGGGCAGCCUGAUUCUAAUAUUAUUUCUAAUAAUAAGGGAUUUCAUGAAAACUGGGCAGGUUGUCUGACUGGCAAAAUAGGAAAAAAAAUAGUAUUAUAGCUUCAAAGAGCUUUUCUUUUUUUAUCCAUGCUCAGGUAAUACAAAUAUAUAAGCAAUGAACCAUAAUUUAAGGCCAAAUAUAAAUAGAGUUGUGAUAACAAAUGGCCAGUUGAAAAUAUUAAAAGUGUAAAUGGGUUUCUUUCCAAGUUAUUGAGAACAUAUGGAAUUACCAGAAGACAAUGUAAACUAUAAAACUGUAAAAUUUCUAUUCUGUUACUGUCUUCAACUACUAUCUAAUUUAUUGGCAGAUAUAUUUUUACUUUUAUACUAACCGCCAAUGUGUUACGAGAUGAUAAAGCAACUAAGUGGUUAAUUUUUCUUAAAUGUUAGCUAGCUUAAAGGGAUAGUGGUAUGCAAUAGUGCAUUCAUACAUAGUGCCGUAUAUUGUAAUACAGUAGUGUGUAGUUACAAAAUUUAUUCCAAUUCAAUAGCAUAUUCUAAGUUUUUUAAAUGUUUACUAUUCUCUUUCUUUCUUGCUAUUGCUUUGGUUAAUUAGUCAACCUAUAGGAUGCUUUAUUUUAACAAAUGACACUUUUAUAAAUCUGAUCAAAGUUUGUAAUAUGUAUGAACCUUGAAACAAAAUUGUUUACCAGAAUUAUUAUUGUAUUCAUUGUAUUUACAUUUUUUUGUUUCAUUUGUUGAAACAGGAAGAGUUGCAGCUCACCAAUUUUACUCUGAAUUCUCGAGAAUAAGAAUUUUAUAGGUUGUCAUAGUAAUUUUGGCAAAAUAAUUUUUUUUUAAAUAAUGAAUGUGAUUUGCCAUAUAUAUCAUUGUUUGAAGGGCUUAAUUUAAUGCAUUUGUGAACAUUUAUAAUUUAAUACUAGAUCUAAAAUCAGAAAUAUUUAUGUAGCAAAUAACUAGAUAUGAAGUUCCAAAUUCUUUUGUGAAUGAAAAAGAAAUCUUUGUAAAAUUUGAGCAAUAAACUGGACUAUUCUUCAAGUCCUAAUUUGAAAUUAUUGUUGAUUACAACAGAAAAAGGUUUCUGGAGAUGUUUUACAGGUAAUGAUUAGCAUUUUUUCCCUAAAUUCAGCAGGCAGGCAUCACUUUUACUUUUAAGCAUCAGAGUAGUAUAUAAUAGAAAAUGAACCAGUUUUAAAGUAUUUUAAAAUCUAAACUGCAAAGUAUACCAUUUUGCUAUCAGUAAUUUACUUCUUAGCGCUUGAUGCAGUGUUGAAAUAAUGUGAGAGAAUGUUUAACCAAUUAAGGCAGUCCUCUGUUAUUGGCAGACUCAGUUGCUACAUGGCGAGUUCCAGUUAUCAGCACCAUACAUACCUAACAGAGUUGCCAUUAACUGGAUAUCAGCACCAUAAAUCACAGUGUUUCAGUAAAUGGCAGUUUUCGCUUAUCAGCACCCAGCUGACAAUGACCCCACCCCCAUUAACUGGGGACUGCCUUAUGCAUCUUUCAUAUUGUCAAACUCUAAUUUUAGUGUGUCUAAUAUAAUUUUGGAAUGUAUAAAAAUUAAUGCAAGGUUAGAAGUGUUCUCUAAUCCUUAAUCCCCUUUAGUCUCAUGAAGUUACCCAAUACGUACUUGAAGAUACAUAUAUCUUAAGCUUUAAGAAUCUGAAGCUUAGCAUUUAUUCUCCCAUAUGUUUAUGUAUUUUGGUGCUUAUUAAACAUGAAUUACUUAACAUAUCCCCAAAAGCUGCUGUACCUCAAUUUUUUUUAUGCUGUUCACAAACCAUUUUAAUUAAUACAUAAGUGAAACUGACUUAGCAUUAUUUUUUAUACCAAUGUUAGUUUCAUGACUGCAUUUCAAGUCUAUGAAAAUCAAGUGGUUUAAAGUCAAUUUACUACUAACCAGCUGUCUUGGUUGUAUGCACUGAAUAGAUUGUAUUAUGAGUGUGUCAUAAGUGCCAAUUCUUUAUAUACAGUAGUAUAUAGACUGAUUACUUAUACGUAUAGUUUUUGAUAAGCAUUAAAAACUGAUUUUUUACUAAAGCAAGUCUUUCAAAUUAAAAUGUAACUUUAUUUUGGUAUAUUUUAUGUAAUUUACGCUACAUACUUUUUAUUACUGAAAUUUAGGUGUAAUUUUAACUUAUAUUAAUCAUUUGGAUUUUUAUCCGAUAUCUACUCUCACUGCUGUAAAAUUUCUUUAUAUAAAACAAUUUUCAGCUCACGAAUUUUAAAGCAGUUUGAAGAGUGGAAUUUAAGAGUGCUUUAAUUUCUGUAACUUUGUAGGACCGAGAUUUAGCCCAAAAUAAAAUGUGAGAUUUUUCAAUAGAUUAUA